AUGGUAGAUGACUGGGACGACCCCGGUAAAGCUGGUGAAGCUAAGAAGGUCAUCAACACUGCCCAUAUCUUACAUUUUACCUUCCCCGAACUGCUCGACAAAGGUGGCUUUCCGACUGUAAUCAACUUGAUUGGGGGAAUGAUGCCGGACCCGAAAAAUCCCAAUCAUGAUGUCGUGUAUGCUCAUGGUUACGUCCCAAAAGAGGUUUUGGUGCUUUUUAGCAACCCAGAGGAUCACCCAAAGGUCACAGUUACAGCCAGCAAGGUGUACAGUUAUUACUGUGGCUAUACACCUUUCAGUCACGGCAUCACCUUUAGGUCUGCUGUGAUUAACGGACAUGCAUCUCUGCUCCCCUACAACGAGCAUAUUUCCUCGUGCAAGGAGGAGGUCAAAGACGACGAGAUCAUUAAGGAGAAUGAGAAGUUAUGGGCGCUGUUCAACAUAGUCACGGGAAUGUUUGGUAGUGAGGACAGAUGGAAUGAUACUCGGCGUCCUUUCAAGGAUGAAGAAGUCAAGCGUGUUCCAGUUCUCCGAGUUGAAAUUGACAAGAGUACAUCUCGCCUGCAUGAGCGCUUGGGCGUCUUGGGCUACGAACCUGACUGGGAAACAAGCGACGGAAGAAAGUAUUGGGAAGGUGCGAUUCCGAUUUGGGAGACCUAUGGAGAUCCUAUCAAAGGGAAGACCGACCGAGCCUUUCCAGAUUACCUGAACAAGGUUUUCACUCACAGAAGGGAAUCCAAUGAGCAGGUUGCGGUGGAGGAAGCAACGAGACCUUUUGUACCUAAAAAGUAG
This is a messenger RNA of Penicillium expansum, 792 nucleotides long. Its product is annotated as FMN-binding split barrel-like protein. The record is from RefSeq and is a predicted model, not a curated record. The transcript has a single exon. Bases 1 to 792 code for a protein of 263 amino acids. Lineage: Eukaryota; Fungi; Ascomycota; Eurotiomycetes; Eurotiales; Aspergillaceae.